Phytophthora nicotianae INRA-310 is the source of this 1178-nucleotide messenger RNA. RefSeq lists its product as hypothetical. The coding region runs from base 24 to 1178 and encodes 384 amino acids. NCBI's taxonomy places the organism in Eukaryota, Oomycota, Peronosporomycetes, Peronosporales, Peronosporaceae. The transcript has 2 exons. The record is from RefSeq and is a predicted model, not a curated record.
UACUGACCGAUCCCGCCUUCUUUAUGGCGACGGCACAGUUCCUGGAGGUGUAUUCAACUGACAACGUCGAAGAAAGCGACAUUCAAGAGAUACCCGAACUACGCGGAGCAGCCUCCCCCGUGAAUGCUCGAGGCGGUGGUAUCAGCGGCGAAGCUGCUAUCAACGCAUUAAAACUCUACCGCGAGAAGGAAAAACUUCGACGACGCAAGCAGCGCCAACGUAUCAAAGAUGAAAUCGAAAGCCUACGACGAAUGAGCGAUAUUUUGAGUCUGCAACUCAAGAAUCUGCAACUCAGCAAAGAAGUUAAACACUCUGCUUCAAGCCACCAAUUUUCCAUUUGGAAGGAGAUUGCUCUGGUACAGCGUGAGGAGCGACAGAGAUCGGAGGCUGAGCAGAGGCGGUUGACGAUGAUGGCAAAUACUCAAGCGGCGUAUAUUGACAACCUGCGCGGGUUGCUCCACCUUCGACAAAAGCCUGCUAGGCUCCAUAUCAACAUGAAGGACUCUAAAGCCAGUGACACGAUGGAGCCUCCGCUCGAGAUGUCGGAUCUGCCUCUGUUUACUUCGCUUCUUCAAAAGAUCGACGCGUGCUAUGCCCGUUUCGACGAUGUAAUGAAUCGAACGGGUCUGUCAACUAUGCCUUUGGGGGAGGUAAACACAACGCACUGGUGCAACGAAAGUGGCGAGUUGGAGUACCAUCAAAAACUGCAUAAAUUUGCACAUCCUUUAACUGUGGACAAAGCUCUUGCUGCGAUCUGGAAAGCGUUUGAAUUUGAGCUACACCAGCGCGAUCGUCAGAUUUACGACGGACUUGGUCAUCCCAACACUACAUUUGCGAUGAGACACCGCCUGGUCCGGACAUUGGCAAGUGGAACACCUGUUUCUGUGAUUCAGCGGCGUGUUAUUCGUCAGUUUUGUGAAGAGGAUCGAGUUGUCUGUAUCUGGAAAGUGUACACAGAAGGUGAGGGUAUUUUUCGUGGGAUGCAUUCAACUCUUACUGGAUGGGGCAGUGUGCGAGCACUGCCGGAUGGACCUGGAACUCAAGCCGAAGUUUGUAUUCGCCAAUUCCCAGUCCUCAUGAAUGCAGCACCGUCAGUUACCAGCGAAUUUCACAAGUUUCUCCGCAUGACGCUCGACGAGGACAAGAAUUCGUUAGGGACUUGUGUCGAGAUCCCGUAG